AACCCCAAGAACCAGAGGUCGUCGUCGUCGUCGUCGUCGUGGAUUGCGCCUGAUCAGGCCAUUCGCCAAGAUCCUGAUACUGAAAACAAAGAUUUGCUCGUGAGAGAAUCCUGUGGAAGUCAGGAACGAAAAGAAAAGUUAGAGUACUUCAUUCAGGCAAUGGCUCAUUUUGACAAAUCCAUCGAGGUUCAGAUCCAAGCGCUUCAAAAUUUGAAAAAGAGCCUUACUGAGUGCGUUGAUAAAGACAAGGACCCGUGCAAAAUCGAAGAGGGUCUAUUUUUGGGAUCCGUCGGCGCUGCAAAUAACAAGGAUGCCCUUAAAAUUAAUGUGACGCACAUAUUAAUCGUGGCUAGUAUUUUGAAACCUGCAUAUCCAGAUGAUUUCAUGUAUAAAGUAAUUACAGUCCCGGAUAAAGUCGACACAAACAUAAGAGAAUACUUUGAUGAGUGCUUUGAAUUUAUUGAUGAAGCCAAGAGAUUGGGUGGAGGUGUGCUGGUCCAUUGCUUCAUUGGAAAAUCUAGAAGUGUUACAAUCGUUGUUGCUUAUCUCAUGAAAAAGCAUGGCAUGAGCCUUUCUCAAGCUUUGGAACAUGUGAAGAGCCAACGGCCACAAGCAUCUCCUAAUUCUGGUUUCAUUUCACAACUGGAGGACUAUGAGAAAUUUCUGCAAGGUGCCUAA
Messenger RNA from Eucalyptus grandis, 678 nucleotides. RefSeq names its product dual specificity protein phosphatase 1. The record is from RefSeq and is a predicted model, not a curated record. Gene Ontology annotation, biological process: negative regulation of MAPK cascade; protein dephosphorylation. Gene Ontology annotation, cellular component: cytoplasm. Gene Ontology annotation, molecular function: protein tyrosine/threonine phosphatase activity; MAP kinase tyrosine/serine/threonine phosphatase activity. NCBI's taxonomy places the organism in Eukaryota, Viridiplantae, Streptophyta, Magnoliopsida, Myrtales, Myrtaceae.